Molecule: messenger RNA, 3494 nt
Organism: Labrus mixtus (cuckoo wrasse)
Lineage: Eukaryota; Metazoa; Chordata; Actinopteri; Labriformes; Labridae
Gene: vps51
Product: VPS51 subunit of GARP complex
Exons: 11
Coding region: 271-2772 (833 amino acids)
Biological process (GO): endocytic recycling; lysosomal transport; retrograde transport, endosome to Golgi
Cellular component (GO): membrane; EARP complex; GARP complex
Source: RefSeq, a predicted model, not a curated record
GUGACACCGGAUAGGUUACAAACCCGGAACAACUAACGAUUUCAAGCUAGUUGCUUGUGUUGCCGGAGAAAUAUGACAUUUUCUUAUAAUUGACUCCUAAAAAUCAUCAUAUUGGCAGACGACAGCUUAACUUCAAGAACAACAGUCGCUGUGAAGCAGAAAAUUAACGAUUUCAAGCAGUGGUUGUCAGUGUUCUUUUGCUCGUCAUCUUUUGUUUAUCGUCAUUUCAUUUGAACAUUUCUCAGCUGGUCUGCGUACAGUAACGUAAUAAUGGAAGGUGAGGUGGACGGUCCGAUGGUGGACGACUCCGGCAGGAGGCGCAGGGUGCACGGCAUGCUGAAGAUGUACUACGGGCUGAACGAGGAAGGAAAGGCCGAGGAGCAGCCGGACUCUCUGGAUCCCUGCGACAUCAACGGGCCGCAUUUCGACCCUGAGCUCUUCCUCAACAAGCUCAGACGGGAGUGCUCUCUGGCAGAGUUAAUGGAUCAGGAGACCUGCAUGGUGAAGCAGAUCCGCUCUUUGGACAGCGACAUGCAGACACUGGUGUAUGAAAACUACAACAAGUUCAUAUCUGCAACAGACACCAUCAGAAAAAUGAAGAAUGAUUUCAAAAAGAUGGAGGAUGAAAUGGAUUGCCUGUCUGCCAACAUGGCAGCAAUCACUGACUUCAGUGCAAGCAUCAGUGGUACACUUCAAGACCAGCACACACAAAUCACAAAGCUCUCAGGGGUUCACACUCUGUUGAGGAAGCUUCAGUUUCUGUUUGAGCUGCCUGCCAGAUUAAAUAAGUGUCUGGAGCUGCAGGCUUACGCACAGGCAGUGAGAUCCCACCGGCGUGCCCGCUGUGUGCUGGAGCAGUACAGCCACCUGCCCUCCUUCAAGGGGAUCCAGGAUGACUGUCACGCCAUCAUGGACAAGCUGGCACAGGAGCUGCGGCAGAAGUUCAGGGAUGGUGGCUCAAGUGCCAAAGAUUUAUCCGAGUGUGUGGAGCUGUUGCUACAGUUGGAUGAGCCGGCUGAAGAGCUCUGUGAUAAAUUCCUGAACCAUGCACGCUCUCGACUGGAGUCGGACCUGCAGGGUCUGGAGGCAGAGAUAAGACCGUACUCAUCCGCCUCCUCCUCCUCCGUGAAAGAUGCUUCCGCACGCAGGUCGCCAUCUGCAGCGCCUGGAUCUUCCACUGAUAACUCCCCUAAAGCCAGCGCUAUUCCUUCUCCCUCCUCAAACACCGACAUCCUGGAAUUCAUCGACCGAGGCUGCAAUGAAUUUGUCAGCAGCUUAUGCUUAGUUAUCACAUCCUAUCAAGAACUAUUUAUCAACCACGCUCAGACUGGCGAGCUAGCUACUAAAAAUAUUCCUCAGAUGGCGAAUGCUAAGCUUAACGCCUUUGUGGAUGAUCUCGCUGCUCGCUAUUUCUCGCUGGUGGAGCGGAGGAUACAAGAGGAGAAAGGAGUCGCGGAUAACUCGCUCCUGGUCCGUGCCCUUGAUCGCUUCCACCGCAGACUUCAGGCCGUGACAAAACUGCUGCCAGGCUCUUCCGUACCAAACCAGGGGACUGAGAUAGUGGUACGAGCGGCAACAGAGCGGGUCAAGCAGUACCUGUCAGCCCUGCAGAGCUUCUACAUGGACAGCCUGACAGAUGUGAGGCAGGCCCUGGCCACGCCUCGGCUCUCUGUGGCUAGUGCUUCUGUUUCUGGAGGCGGGGCAUUCCCAGGGGGCAUGGCCUCCAGCAGAGACUCUCCGACCAGCCUGCCAGAGCUGCUCUCCUCCCUGUCAUCCUCGAUUCUCAAUCAGAUAAAGUCAGUGCUGGCAUCAGUGCAUCUCUUCACAGCUAAAGACAUCACAUUCUCCAAUAAGCCCUACUUCAAGGGGGAAUUCUGCAGCCAGGGUGUGCGUGAGAGCCUGGUGGUGAGUUUUAUAAAGUUUGUGUGCCAGUCCUCUCGACAGUUUUGUGAGACUGCAGGAGACAAAGGAGGUUCGACUCCUCCGGCCCUUCUGCUGCUGCUGAGCCGCCUCUGCUUGGACUACGAAACCUCGACUAUCUCCUACAUACUCACUCUCACAGAUGAACAGUUCCUCGUGCAGCACCACAGUCCUGUAACAGCUGUCACAAGUUUAUGUGCAGAAGCCAGGGAGGCAGCACAGAAACUACUGAACCAUUAUGUAAAGGUCCAGGGACUGAUUAUCUCCCAAAUGUUAAGAAAGAGUGUGGAAACACGAGACUGGGUGAACACAAUCGAGCCUAGAAAUGUCCGUGCUGUGAUGAAGAGAGUGGUGGAGGACACCACCUCCAUUGAUGUGCAGGUCGGUCUUUUGUAUGAAGAAGGUGUGAGGAAAGCACACAGCAGUGACUCCAGCAAAAGGACUUUCUCCGUCUACAGCAGCUCGAGGCAGCAAGCCCGCUACGCUGCCAGCUACACGCCGAGCGCUCCCAUGGAUACAAAUCUACUGAGCAACAUACACAAGCUGUUUUCAGAGAGGAUCGACAUCUUCAGCUCGGUGGAGUUCAACAAGGUCUCUGUGAUGACGGGAAUUAUAAAAAUCAGUUUGAAGACAUUCCUUGAGUGCGUCCGCCUGCGUACAUUUGGUCGUUACGGGCUGCAGCAGAUCCAGGUGGACUGCCACUACCUGCAGAUGUACCUGUGGAGGUUCGUCUCUGAUGAGAACCUUGUGCACUUCCUUCUGGAUGAGAUAGUGGGGAGCUCCGCCCACCGCUGCCUCGAUCCAGCCCCGAUGGAGCAGAGUGUGAUCGAGGUCAUCUGCGAACGAGGUUAAAGCUCAAAGAGCAGCACAAAUCCAAACACUGUUUCACAAACACAGACAGAAUAACCACAUACACUGGAAUCACUGUUCAAUGUUAAAUUUAUUGAUUUAGAGUCAUGUGAUAAAUUAAAAUAUUGUUGUGUUUAAAUGCACAAACUUUUGUGAAGCUCACAGUCCUCCUGUCAGUCUUCACUGAGAAAAUGAUUAAACCCAACAAGAGCUUGUUCAUCUUAAUUUGAUAAUAAGCACUUUACUAUUGUAGAAAUAAGAAUACAUCUUUCAACACUAAGGAGAACCAAACAGCACUUGACUGUUUUAUUAUCAAGAAGCUCUCCGUGCUUGACCGUCAGUGAAUUUGGUCAGAUCUGCAUUACACUCCUCUACCUGCAAAGAUAGGAAAUAAAGAAUUAUCAAUGAUCCCAGUGGAGCUUUUUUAAAGCUUUUAUGCCUUGAAGGAAACGUGUGAAUACAGAGUAUGACUGAGUAAGAAUAAAAAAGUUGUGUCUUGUGGAAAUCUCAUAUAUUAAUAUUAAAUGCUGUUGAGGCCUUGUGAAUGUCAUCUGAUUAAGUAAUCUGUGUUUAACACUAACAUAAACAUGACAGAUUUGUGCUGGUGUCUUUUACCUCCAGGUUAGUUGACUCUCUGUUUUCUCUGUGCAUGUCUUCCACAGAUGAACUGUUUGUUAUUUGAAUAAUGUACAUGUUUGUCUACAAUAAAAAUGUAUGAAUGUGAA